AUGGUUGGAUUCAAGCCCACCGACGUCCCUCCGACGGCUGCUGUGAAGUUCGUUGGAGCCGGGACGGCUGCCUGCAUUGCAGACCUGAUCACCUUCCCCCUGGACACGGCUAAAGUCCGGCUUCAGGUGAGCCCCAGCAGAUGCCAUACCCAGAGGUCGACUUUCCAUGUCUUUUCCUACUAUGCCUUUGUGGGCAGGGAGCAGCUCCCAAGUUAGGGUCCGGCACCCUGAAUUAACGGUGCCCACUGUCCGCUUGGGAACAGCUGAUGCGGGAUUUCUGCAAAACCCAUUAUCGGUGAGAUCAGUGUCAUGUAUGUAAAACUGGUGGGAACCAGCAUAAGAGGAACUUCUUGUUGUUGUUGUUUAGUCGUGUCCGACUCUUUGUGACCCCAUGGACCAGAGCACGCCAGGCACUCCUGUCUUCCACUGCCUCCCACAGUUUGGUCAGACUCAUGUUUGUAGCUUCAAGAACACUGUCCAGCCAUCUCAUCCUGUCGUCCCCUUCUCAUUGUGCCCUCCAUCUUUCCCAACAUCAGGGUCUUUUCCAGGGAGUCUUCUCUUCUCAUGAGGUGGCCAAAGUCUUGGAGCCUCAGCUUCAGGAUCUGUCCUUCCAGUGAGCACUCAGGGCUGAUUUCCUUCAGAAUGGAGAGGUUUGAUCUUCUUGCAGUCCAUGGGACUCUCAAGAGUCUCCUCCAGCACCAUAAUUCAAAAGCAUCCAUUCUUCAGUGAUCAGCCUUCUUUAUGGUCCAGCUCUCACUUCCAUACAUCACUACUGGAAAACCAGAGCUUUCACUAUAUGGACCUUUGUUGGCAAGGGGAUGUCUCUGCUUUUUAAGAUGCUGUCUUAAAAGUGAAAAACAGAUCGAGAAAAGGUACAAGGAGGGCUUCAUGUACAGUGUUACCUCGGGUUACAUACGCUUCAGGUUACAGACUCUGCUAACCCAGAAAUAGUACCUCGGGUUAAGAACUUUGCUUCAGGAUGAGAACAGAUAUCGUGCCCUGGCGGCGCGGCAGCAGCAGGAGGCCCCAUUAGCCAAAGUGGUGCUUCAGGUUAAGAAUAGUUUCAGGUUAAGAACAGACCUCCGGAACGAAUUAAGUACUUAACCCGAGGUACCACUGUAUAGUAAAAAAAAGGGGGGGUUGAGGAAGUGUUUUCAAGGACCACAGUUGGAUGGAGAAAUGGGGCAAUGGGUGAUGGAAGGGAGUUGGCCAAAGGUUGAAUAGCUAAGAUGGCAUAUAUAUUAUUCCAAUAGAGUGUGUGUCCCAAUGGAAAGCUCUUGCAGGCUGUCUGGACUCUGUCCUGCAAUGCACUGCCAAACAAAGCCUGGCCAAUUGAGAAUUUGGUGUGAGCCUCCGUACUUGAGCCCCCAAGCGACGUUUUCCCCGCACAGCCCAGAGCUCCCCUUUCCUUUGCAAAGGAGAAGCCCUGUUGCAGGCUUGUGCUAGGAAGCCCCUCCGGGGGGUUGUAUAUAACCCUGCAGGGAAAUCGCCUAGGUCAGCCGGCAUCUGUCAUCCAGAAGUCAAGGUUAGGCAGCAACUUUGGUGUCAGAAGUGGGACGCUCGUCGCUGAACACCAAAACAAGCGGCGUGUGCGAAAUUUGCUGGACUUAUGUGCAGGAGAUCUUCCUGGCUGGCAAAGCCCCCUUGUAGGGAAAAGGGAGUGUUUGAAGAAGUCUUGUUCUUGAACCUAGGAUAAAGUAGCACCAGAAUGUUGCUUCUGAGCUCAGGCAGGCAGGCUCCAGUUCACUCUUAGGUUUCUUCAUCCUGUUUCUCUCUCUCUCUCUCUUCUCUUCUCCUCCUGAGCAGAUCCAAGGGGAGAACAAGGUGGCUGUGGAAGCCAGGACGGCGCAGUACAGAGGGGUCUUUGGCACCAUGGCGACGAUGGUUAAGAACGAGGGGCCCAGGAGCCUCUACAACGGGCUGGUGGCCGGUCUGCAGCGCCAGAUGAGCUUCGCCUCUGUCCGCAUCGGGCUGUACGAUUCGGUGAAGCAUUUCUACACCAAGGGCUCUGAGCGUAAGUGGACCUGGGCCUCUGGGGCCAAGGAUCGUGGAGUUGGGAGGGGACCCCCAAAGGCCAUCUAGUCCAACCCCCUGCAGUGCAGGGACCGCAGUUAUGGAAUCCCUGACGGAAGAACCUGAAGGCCAGCAUGGGGGCCUGCCUUCCUAACCCCAGAGACAGUGGUUCUCAAAGGGUGGGGCAGGAAAGGGUGGCGGGAAGAUUCAAGGGCAAUCAAAGAAACAUUUCAGUGUGGUAUAGUAUAUAACCUUCAGGAGGUCUAAAUUUCUUGCUAAGGCCUUACAAAUCUGUGCUAUAAAACUUAAAGAGGGUAUGGGAAGUGAUUUAAUCUUUAAAGAUCAAGGAGAAGAAAUGUAAAUCACUACAGUCAUUCCUCAGGUUACAGACACUUCAGGUUGCGUUUUUUCAGGUUACAGUACCGGAAGGGGUUACUUCUGGGUUUCGGCGGUUGCACAUGCGCAGAAGCGCUAAAUCACGCUUUGCGCAUGUGCAGAAGCACCGAAUCGCAACCUACGCAGACGCGCUGCAGUGGGUUGCAGACGCUGCGGGUUGCGAACGUGCAUCCCGCACGGAUCACAUCCGCAACCCGAGCGUCCACUGUAUUAUCAUUAUCAUUAUUUUAUUAUUAUUUUAUUAUUUUGCUAUCAUUUUCAUGUGUAUAAUUGCUGUUUGCUAAAACACAAUAAACCGACUUAUAGUACAGUGGUCCCUUGGUUCUCAAACUUAAUCAGUUCCAGAAGUCCGUUCCAAAACCAAAGCGUUCCAAAACCAAGGCGCGCUUUCCCAUAGAAAGUAAGGCAAAACGGAUUAAUCCGUUCCAGACUUUAAAAAACAACCCCUAAAACAGCAAUUUAACAUGGAUUUUACUCUCUAAUGAGACCGUUGAUCCAUAAAAUGAAAGCAAUAACCAAUGUACUGCAGUCACACAAUCAAUCAAUCAAUCAAUCAGUAGCUGAACUGGGUUCCACACAGUCACACAAAAAAGAGAGCCACAAAAACGCAAAAUAAAUAGCAAAAACAGGCAGACCUCAGCGUAACACUCUAAACAGAAGUGUUGCACUCAAAACGGAGCACUUCCGGCUUCCGGAAAAAGUUCGCAAACUGGAACACUUAACUUCCGGGUUUGCAGUGUUUGGGUUCCAAGUUGUUUGAGUACCAAGGUGUUUGAGAACCAAGGUACCACUGUAGUAUAGUAAAAAAAUGAAUGGAUAUACAACCAGAAACAGUACAUCUAAGCCUCUCUUCCAGAGUGUUGGCUAUUCUUCUACAGUUCUCCACGACUUUUUGUCGCGAACAACUCUGUGACAAAUAGGAAAGAUCAGCAACGAGGUUCUUUGGGUCGAUAAGGAGUUUGUUUGCCUCCAAUUAGACCUAAUAUAAAUGAGAUUACCCGGCCAAAGCAAGCGCACACCUCUCAGUGACUUUGUACACUUACGGUACACGUGAAAGAGGCUCGUUUAUAAUUCUAUUUUGGGAAUGAAUCCUGUUCUUACGUGGCUGCCUUCUCUGAUUUUGGCAGAUGCUGGUAUCGGCAGCCGACUUCUCGCUGGCUGCACCACCGGAGCGAUGGCUGUCGCCGUGGCCCAGCCGACUGAUGUGGUCAAAGUGAGAUUCCAAGCCCAAGCCCGGAUGGAGGGCGGCCGGCGGUACCAAGGGACCCUCGACGCCUACAAGACCAUCGCGAGAGAGGAAGGGGUUCGAGGCCUCUGGAAAGGUCAGUAAAUUUAGGUUUUGGCGAGGGGGAACCAAUGCUUCCAAAAUCCUCCAAGCCAUUAUUAUUUUGCUUAUUGCAUUUAUAUCCCAUCUUUUCCUCCAAGUUGGUGUAACACAACGACGCUGUGAGGUAGGCCAAGGCCACCCAGUGAGCUUUGUGGCCGAGUGAGGAUUUGAACCCUGAUCUCCCCCAGGUCCAAGUCCAGUGCUCUGAGCACUAUAUCACAGUGGCUCAAUUCAGAGCAGCUAACUCAUGACCUGUUACAAAGAGAUCUCGCCUUGGUGCUUCUUUCGCUUUGUUUUUUUUUAAAAAAAAUUCUCUUUUACAAUUUAAAAUAUUAAACAACCUUAAAAUAUCAACGGCUUUCCUUGGUUCAUUUUGCAUAACAUGAAUCCCUGCAUAUUUUACAUAAACUAAACCAUUCAGUUUUCCAUUAUUAAUCCAUCAAAACUUACACUGUUGAAUUUAUCAAAUAAUUUUUGCUUCCGCUUUGUCUAGGUACCUCCCCUAAUAUAACCCGGAACGCGCUUGUGAAUUGCGCUGAGCUGGUGACCUACGACCUGAUCAAGGAUGCUCUGCUCAAGUACAACCUCAUGACAGGUGAGGAGCGAUGGACAGGACCGGGCUGUUGCUUGAAGGAGCUCCUGGCUUUUGAGAUGCGUGGAGGGUCCACCUCUUAUGAGGUUCCUGCAAAAGUCACCCACGCUGUGGUGGAUCCUUGCCGCGGAUCACCAAAGGGUUCUGACAGUUUAAUAUCACCAUUUAAAAUUGCUUAUUGCUGCUUAUUUCCUUGACAUCUGCUGGGAGGGCGUUCCACAGGGUGGGUGCCACCACCGAGAAGGCCCUCUGCCUGGUUCCCUGUAACUUCGCUUCUCACAGUGAGGGAACCAGCAGAAGACCCUCGGAGCUGGACCUCAGUGUCCAGGCAGAAUGAUAGGGGUGGAGACACUCCUUCAGGUAUACUGGACUUGCAUUACUAAGCCAACAUUGUCCAUUUGCAAGCAAGUUUUGAUUUUUUAUAUAUCUUUAUCAAUCAGGCAGAAGGAAAACAAUUUUUUUUUUUAAGAAAACCUUUUAUUGGAUGGGAGAGGAACCUGGGAAGGAAGCUGAGUAAACCUGCCAGGGUGUAUUUCAGUACACCCUGGCAAUGGCGUGAGUUCGCCUGCAGCUAACUUCAAUGUCACAAAUAGAAAAAAGACAGUCACGGAACUGAGAAAUUGCACAAAACAAAUGAAAAGCCUAAAAUAGAACAAAACCUUUAACGAAGAAAAUUAGGUUUUUCUAAUUUUUUUCCCUUAAGCUUUUUGAUUUUUAUUAUUUAGUGGAUUUCCACAAGAUAAUAUUUAUAGUCGAUUACUUCUCACGGUUUUCACGGUAUUUCAUUUGUUUUGUGCAACUUCCACGUCACGAGCUUUCGGCUUUAGCUUUGUCGUGUUGUUGUCCAGCCACAUAUUCCGCAAUGGCUAGCUUUGGGGAAGCGAUUUGGUUUUCUUCCCGGCUCACGAUGCCUCCCUCCCGCUUGUCCUUGCAGACAACCUCCCUUGCCACUUCACCUCUGCGUUUGGAGCCGGUUUCUGCACGACUGUCAUCGCCUCCCCUGUCGACGUAGUGAAGACCAGAUAUAUGAACUCUGCCCCCGGCCAAUACGGAAGUGCCGUGAAGUGUGCCCUCGCCAUGCUGAGGAAGGAGGGGCCCCUCGCUUUCUACAAAGGGUGAGUCUCCAUCUUCCUUGACGGCCCCCGCAGGGCAGGACGUUGGCGGGAGCUGGGAAUUAGGGCGAGGCGACUGGGCUGUCCGCAACCAUUUGGGGCUGGAGACCCCCGGGCAACGGAGGCCAGUGCCCCCACCAGUCUCAACCCGCCUUCAUCCAGCCCCUGCUGGCAUGUCUUCUUCCUUGCACCCAGCCAGUGCCAGAUUUACGUAGAAGCUAAACAAACUAUAGCUUAGAGCCCCACUCUCUUGGGCCCGCCCCAAAAAAUAUACAGCCAUAACUCGGGUUAAAGAUGCUUCGGGUUAAACCUUUUCAGGUUGCGUCCCGCGGCGACCCGGAAGUAAUGGAACAAGUAACUUCGGGGUUUCGCCACUCGCGCAUGCUCUCAAAAUGACGUCAUGAGCAGAAGCAGCAAAUCGCUAUGCGCAAACGCAGGUUGUGUUCUUCUCAGGUUGUGAACGGGGCUCCGGAACGGAUCCUGUUCGCAACCAGAGGUACCACUGUGCUUCUUCUUAAUUGUAUUUCACAAUUCAUAUACUUCUUCUUAAUUGUAUUUCAAUUCAGCAAUUACUUUGAUAAAAUGCAUAUUUUGUUAUGUGCAAAUGGCUUUAGAUACCUGUUAGGUCCAUAAAUUACCAUAUAGCACAUGGGUAGGCAAACUAAGGCCCGGGGGCCGGACACAGCCCAAUCGCCUUCUCAAUCUGGCCCGUGGACGGUCUGGGAAUCAGCGUGUUUUUACAUAAGUAGAAUGUGUGCUUUUAUUUAAAACGCCUCUCUAGGUUAUUUGUGGGGCACAGGAAUUCAUUCCCCCCCCCCAAAAAAAAUACAGUGGUACCUCUGGUUGUGAACGGGAUCCGUUCCGGAGGCCCGUUCGCAACAUGAAAAGAACACAACCCGCAGCGGCGUGUCUGUGCAUGUGCGGGUUGCGAUUUGCCACUUCUGCGCAUGCGCAUGACGUCAUUUUGCUCAUCUGCGUGAGCAGCAAAACCUGGAAGUAACCCUUUCUAGUACUUCUGGGUCGCCGUGGGACGUAACCUGAAAGAAUGUAACAUGAAGUAGACGUAACAUGAGGUAUGACUGUAUAGUCCGGCCCCCCACAAGGUCUGAGGGGCAGUGGACCGGCCCCCUGCUGAAAAAGUUUGCUGACCCCUGAUACAGCAUAUAUUCAACACAAAAAACAGCGACCAUUUGUUGUUGACAAAGGACAGCUGGACACAUAAAGGGCUCCAUUACCUUCAGGAGCUUAGGGCCUCAUCAAACCUAAAUUUGGCCCUGCAACCAGCCCAGGGGGCGAUUCCACCUUUCAGCUUCUUCCUCCUCCUCCUCAGUCUUGAUGUUUCCCUUUGUGCAAUGUGGGAAACAGGAGGAGGAAGAUGGGGACAAGACAAAGAAUUGCCAUUAUUUUCCAUGCAUAAGACGAUUUUUUUCUUUAAAAAAAAAAGGCAAAAAUUGGGGGUCUACAAGUGAAGAUCUCACAUAAAUUAUUUAAUGCGUUAACACGAAUAGAAGUUAUAAAUAUUGCAGCUGGUGCAUAAGGGCUUGCUAUUAUGACUGUAAUGGAAUAGAAAUCAAUAAGGUUUUGGAACGCAGAAACAAAGUGAAUCAUCAAACCGUCAAUUCUAGCACGCGGCAGGCCACCUAAAUUAUAUAAUUUGGCACCUGAGAGAUUUGUAUUAGGGAAUGGUAUUUUAAUUCGGCACUGCUAUUAUGAAGCUAUCAUUGGAUUAUUGUAAUUGAAAAACAAAUAAAAAUUAUUAUCAACAAUUGGGGGGUCGGCUUAUACACGGAUAGUGAAUGCGGGGGGGGGUGAUUGGCAUCAAGUUAAAGGAAAUCCCCCCCCAAAGGCUCAACAACUCAAGCAAUAUUGAUUUAUUAAUUUUGGGUUUUUUAAAAAAAGUCUUAUAUAUGGGGGCGUCUUAUACAUGGAAAAAUACAGUAGUUGGCUCUGCCUUUUAUGGGCUCUGCUGCCACCUAGUGGCAGGCUACUUGCCUUCUACCCUACCAGUCUCAAUGGGCACCAGCCAUCGUUGCCCAUGGCUACCUGUACCUUGGGAUCCAUGCUCCGGGUUUUUUCUGUUGCCUCCCAAAGAGGCAGAUCCCUUGGCUGCCAAAGGACGGUUAUCCUUUGAACUGGGGAGGAAGAUGCUCAGUUGAGCAACUUGCCACUCUUGAGAUUUUUUGUUCCAACAGUCCUUUGGGAACUAUUUUGUGUUUUAUUGUUAUUAUUAUUAUUAUUAUUAUUAUUAUUAUUAUUAUUAUUGGCUUUUUAUAAUGCUGUGCUGGUUUUUUAUCAUCAUCAAUAUUCUAAUAGAUUUGGGGUUUUCCAUAUUGUUUUAAUUUUGUUAAAAUUGCUUUUUAGCCGUUAUCUUUGAUAUGGUUCCUAGCUUUUGUGUGUGUGUUUCAUUUGCACUAUUUGAAUUUUUGCAAAAGCUGCCUUGAAGUCCUGGCCUGUGAAAAGGGCAGGGUGGUGAAUAGAUAUAAUGAAUAAUACAUCCAUCCAGCUUCAAAGGCCAGGGUAAAGAGAUGUCCACACAAGACAUCUCCAUUUCAUGGUCAGAUGUGCACCUAGUUUUUAAGGCAAGGUGGAAUCUGGGGGCCACUGCUUGGGUUUUCAGGUGCCCCCUGAAAAAUUUUUAUUUAUACCCCGCUCUUCCUGGCCCAAAAACCGGGCUCAGGGCAGCUAACAACAGAUUUAAAACACUUAAUUGUAAAAGCAGCAUAAAAUACAUAUAAAAACAUGAAUAACAAUAAAAUUCAAAAUUCAAAAAUCAAUUUAGGGGAAAUAAGCAUUAGAUAAUCCCCAGGGCUAGCUGGCUGAAUUGGUCCUACUUGGGCCAGCGAGGAGGCCAGGGGAGAAUUAGCUGUGGGGUCUCAGAGCGGGUGAUCUUCAUAAAAGGGGAGGGGGAGGGAAGAGAAGGGAAGGGAAAUAAAAGAUCAGGCUGAAUUCAAAUUAAAGGCCAGGUGGAAUAGCUCUGUCUUACAGGCCUGAUGGAAGGAGGUUAAAUCCUGCAGGGCCCUGGUCUCAUGGGACAGAGCAUUCCACCAGGUCGGGGCCAUCACUGAGAAGGCCCUGGCCCUUGUGGAGGAUAGUCUGACAUCCUUUAUAACAGUUUGCAAUAUAAAAAACCAAAAAUACAUCUCUUAAUAACAAAAGCAAUAACAGGCUCUCCUCUCAUUUUCUAUUUGUUCUAACACCAGCUCUGUUUUUCUCCUUUCCCUGAUCUCUCUCCGUCUCUCAGCUUCACGCCCUCGUUUUUGCGGCUGGGAUCCUGGAACGUGGUGAUGUUCGUGACCUACGAGCAGCUGAAGCGAGCCAUGAUGGCGGCCCGCGGAUCGCGGGAGGCCCCCUUCUGA
Podarcis lilfordi (Lilford's wall lizard) is the source of this 8796-nucleotide messenger RNA. The record is from the annotation of a GenBank genome assembly. NCBI's taxonomy places the organism in Eukaryota, Metazoa, Chordata, Lepidosauria, Squamata, Lacertidae.